Messenger RNA from Hordeum vulgare subsp. vulgare (domesticated barley), 9245 nucleotides. Its product is annotated as kinesin-like protein KIN-12F. NCBI's taxonomy places the organism in Eukaryota, Viridiplantae, Streptophyta, Magnoliopsida, Poales, Poaceae. The coding region runs from base 1 to 9051 and encodes 3016 amino acids. Gene Ontology annotation, biological process: microtubule-based movement. The transcript has 37 exons. The record is from RefSeq and is a predicted model, not a curated record. Gene Ontology annotation, molecular function: microtubule binding; ATP binding; microtubule motor activity.
AUGAUGCGGGAUCUCGACGCCGCCCGCCGCACCCCGGCCAGGGCCUCCGCCUCGGAGGCCGGCAACGACGAGAACGCGCCGGGCGACGGCUCGGACGCCGCGGCCGCAGCGCUCCUCGGUGCCGCGGAGUCCCGCCCCCCUCUCCUCGUCAUCCAGCCGCAGGUGUCGGGGCUGAAGCGGAAGCCGGAGUCGCCGGCGCCCACGCCCUCCAAGCUCCCGUUCCGGACCCCCGAGAAGGCCGCCGCGCGGAGCCGGUUCGGCUGGGCCCCGCCCCGCGCCGAGGAGCUGCCGCCGCGGAUGGGCGCGACCACCAUGACCACCCCCCGUGCGCAUCGCGGUAAGGCCGUGCCGGCGGCUUCCUCCGAGGGCGGGUCCACGCACAGCACGCCCACGAAGAGCGUGUCGAAGCCGGCUUACAGUGUGGGGCCGAGGCCGGUGACGAGCGGUGGCGCCCGGGGCCCAGGAUCGGGCUUGGGGUGCUCAAUGGCCGUCAGGGGUGCGCCCGCGUCGUUUGGGCCGGCGACGGUGGUGAGUUCUGUGGAGGUGCCCCAGUUCGAACUGCGGGAAGAUCCCUCCUUCUGGAUGGACAACAACGUGCAGGUUGUUAUCCGUGUCCGCCCUCUAAAUAACUCGGAGAAAACUCUGCAUGGUUAUAAUCGGUGUUUGAAACAAGAAAGUGCCCAGACUAUCACAUGGAUUGGUCAGCCAGAAACCCGUUUCACCUUUGACCAUGUUGCUUGUGAAGGAGUGAACCAGGAAGUACUUUUCCGUGUUGCUGGCUUGCCAAUGGUUGAGAACUGUAUGGCUGGAUACAACAGCUGCGUCUUUGCAUAUGGGCAGACUGGAAGUGGAAAGACGUACACGAUGCUUGGUGAAAUUAGUGAUCUAGAAGUGAGGCCUAGUCCAGAACGUGGAAUGACACCACGUAUUUUCGAGUUCCUGUUUGCGAGAAUUAGAGCGGAGGAAGAGAGCAGGAGGGAUGAAAAGCUCAAGUACAACUGCAAGUGUUCUUUUCUUGAGAUUUACAAUGAACAAAUUACAGAUCUUCUUGACCCUUCGUCCACAAAUCUUGCACUUCGGGAAGAUACAAGGAAUGGAGUAUACGUAGAAAAUCUGACUGAACUUGAAGUUGGCUGUGUCAAUGAUAUCAUAAAACUUUUGAUGCAGGGUUCUAUGAAUAGGAAAGUGGCUGCUACAAAUAUGAACCGUGAGAGUAGCCGCUCCCAUAGCGUGUUCACAUGUAUUAUUGAGAGUACAUGGGAGAAAGAUGCUACAACUAACUUUCGGUUUGCAAGACUGAACCUAGUUGACCUUGCUGGGUCAGAAAGGCAGAGAACAUCUGGUGCUGAAGGUGAGCGGCUGAAGGAAGCUGCUAAUAUUAACAAAUCGUUAUCAACACUGGGUCUUGUGAUAAUGAGUCUAGUUGAUCUCACAAAUGGGAAGCAAAGGCAUGUUCCUUAUAGAGACUCAAGAUUAACGUUUCUUCUCCAGGAUUCACUUGGUGGAAACUCCAAGACCAUGAUCAUCGCAAAUGUCAGCUCUUCAUUGUGUUCUGGCAAUGAAACACUCAGUACCCUCAAGUUUGCUCAGCGUGCAAGGCUCAUUCAAAACAAUGCUGUUGUGAAUGAGGACGCUUCAGGAGAUGUUCUAGCUCUGCAGCAUCAAAUUCGUCUUCUAAAGGAGGAGCUAGCUGUCCUCAAGCGCCAACAUGUUACUAGAUCUUUACCAUUCAGUACUGAUAUUUGCGGAAGAACUGGAGGUCAUGGUGAUGAUGGUAGUGAUCAGAUGAGUGUGGAUGAGGAAAAUGUCAGUGCCCAAGGCAUAAAGUCUUUGGAAGAUUUAAGAAUUUCAAAUAAGCAGAUGAAAUCACUGGAAGAAACACUAGCAGGAGCUUUGAGAAGAGAAUCAAUGGCAGAAUCCACUAUAAAGCAACUUCAAGCUGAAAUUGAGCAGUUGAACCGAUUGGUUUCUCAAAGAGAGGAGGAUACAAGGUGCGCUAAGAUGACGUUGAAAUUUCGAGAAGAUAAGAUUAACCGGAUGGAGGCUCUUGUUCAUAACAAUUUGCCAGCAGAAUCAUAUCUACUUGAAGACAACAAAACUUUGUCACGAGAAAUAGAGUUGCUUCGUGCAAAAGUGGACAAAAAUCCAGAAGUAACCCGUUUUGCACUAGAAAAUAUCCGUUUAUCAAACCAACUCAAGAGGUAUCAGCAGUUCUGUAACGAAGGGGAGAGGGAGGUUCUGUUGGAUGAAGUUUCCAACAUUCGAAAUCAGGUCGCGCAAAUGCUUGAGGGCAGGGUGUUGACUGAGCAGCAAAAUAAACUUUCAGCUAAUUUUGAGGACGCAGAACAUCACUCUAAUCUACCAAGUGAGCCUGAAACUUUGCCUAAGGAGUUGACAAGAGCCUGUCAAGAAUUGGAAACCUGCAGGAGUGAGCUACAAGGUUGCUUGGAAUCAAAUGAAAAACUAACUAGGGAAAUAGCUGAUCUACAAAAAGAAUUGAGUACCAUCAAAAUGACAAAGAGGGAGGAAUGCCAUAAUGUAUUUGAGUAUGGUUCUAAUGCACGUGCAAAAGUGGAAGAUUGUUCUGAUGAGGCUUUCAUGGCCAACACAGACGAUAUAUUAAACCUGCAGCUGGAGUUGGACAUACUUAAAACAAUUCUUGCAGAAGAGAGGACAGUUCGUGGAGAGGUAGAGGAAAAAACUACUACCUUAAGUGAUGAGCUGAAAGCAGCAAAUUUACGUAUCCUUCAAGCUUGCAAGCAGAGUGAUGCCAUAGAAAGUGAACUGAACGAUGCAAGAUCUGUUAUUGAAGCUCUUGAGUCGCAGCAGAUUUUGUUGAUAAAUGAACUAGAUGAAUUGAGAAAGAAUAAUCAGAAAAGCUUCGAGAUUCUAAAAAAGAGGGGCAGAGAAAUCUCAAGAUUAAAUACUGAGAUUGACAACCACCGUAGACAGGGCCUGGUGGCUAGCGGAGAGCCCAAAACACAACUUUUGAAGUGUAUUGAAAAUGAAGAUUCACCUCUGCAGAGAAAGCUGAAAAGGAUGCAAGCUUCACUUGAGAAGGCAAAUGACUUAAAUACAAGGUACCAAAGAGAUCAGGCGUCUGAUAGUUCUGCUGAGCAAGAAAUGGAUGAAGUCCGUAGACAGGUUGAAGUUGAAACUACUGAGGUGAUUAUGUGCUUGCAAGAAGAGCUUAUGUCGCUCCAACAACAGUUAGAUGCUAGUAACAAAAAUGAGUUGUUGGCCAAACAAAGCCUAGAUGAGCUUCAACUCGAAAGGAAAGAGUUGAAUGACAGGCUAUUUGAGGUGAUGAAAGAGAAUGAAAGCCUUUCUGAACUAACUAAGGAAAAAGAGAAGAAAAUUCAUCUUUUGACCAAUGACCAGGAGAACUUACAAGAAGAUCUCAUAUCGCUCCAACAACAGUUGGAUGCUAGUAACAAAAAAGAGUUGUUGGCCAAACAAAGCUUAGACGAGCUCCAACUGGAAAGGAAACAGUUGAAUGAUAGGCUACUUGAGGUGAUGGAAGAAAAUGAAAGAUUUACUGAACUAAUUGAGGGAAAAGAAGAGAAAAUCCAGCUGUUGACCAAUGACAAGGAGAGCGUACAUGAAGAGCUUUCAUCUCUCCAACAACAGCUAGAUGCUAGUAACAAAUACGAGUUAUUGGCCAAACAAAGCCUAGAUGAGCUUCAACUGGAAAAGAAAGAAUUGAAUGACAGGCUACUUGAGGCGAUGAAAGAGAAUGGAAGCUUUUCUCAACUAUUUGAGGAAAAAGAAAAGAAAAUUCAGCAUUUGACCAAUGACUGGGAGAACUUACAAGAAGAGUUUCUAUCGCUCCAACAACAGUUAGAUGCUAGUAACAAGAAUGAGUUGUUGGCUAAACAAAGCUUAGAUGAGCUUCAACUGGAAAGGAAACAGUUGAAUGAUAGGCUACUUGAGGUGAUGAAAGAGAACGAAGGCUUUUCUGCACUAACUGAGGAAAAAGAAAAGGAAAUUCAGCUCCUGACCCGUGACUGGGACAGAUUAGCUGCUGACAUUGGAAGCUUUCUCGUUGAGGGAAAUGCUUCUCUUGAUGAAGCUUCUGGCCAGGUAGCUUUUAUUUCGGAGUCCUUUCCUCAAAGAAGAUGGGUUGAGGAUCAAGUCCAGAAGAUGUGUCAGGGUAUAUCUGACAGAGAGAAGUUACUCGAAGAGCUCCAAAGCCGGCUGAAAGAGGCAGAUGGUAUAAAAUGCGACUUGGACCUGAAGUUAAGGUCCUUAAGAGGAGCAAUGGAGGCAAUAAAUGAGAUGCAUCAACAGGAAAGGAAUGACCAAGAAAAAGCUGUUGCCCUUUUAAGGUCGCAGGUGUCUGAACAAGGACAAGUGAACCAGCAGCAACUUGAACAAUUUCACAGAGUAGAGCUUUUGUUGGAUGAAUCCAUUGGGACAUUUGUGCAGAAGGAGGUUCUUGAACAAAACUAUGUAUCAUCACUGAGGGGGAUGGAAGAAGAGAUUCAUCAGCUCAAGACUCAAUUAGACCAGUCAAAGACACAUAUAGCUCAUUCAUUGAGUCAAACCAAGGACAAGGAGCAGACAUUUGAGAAGCUAAAAAAUGAAGAAAAUACCAUUCUGUUAAGAAUGUUAUCAGAUGUUCUGAAGGCAAAGGGUAUUAUACAUGAGUUUGAUGUUGGAUUCAAUACAUUGGAGUCAUGCUUUUCUGUGGACCCUGAAGAAGUUGUUUGUCAAAAUUCAGACCUGAAUUUGGAGGAUCGGGCUGAACUUAAAACAUUUGGAGCCCUUGAAGCUGGAGAGCAGUGCAAUGCUGACGCCCUUUGCCAACUCAGUAAGGAGAUGGAGUCUGCAGUUUAUAAAUUGCAGACGCUGCAGUCUCAGAUGGCCAAGCUUCUGCAAGAAAAGGAAAACAUGAAAGAAUGCCUUCUCCAGAGUCGAAGAACUGUUCAAGAUCUGAAUUCUGAGGUCCUUCAACUGAAGUCACAGAUGAUUGAUCAACAGGCGCGCUAUGAAGCUAGAGUGGAAGAACUGGAAAUAAAGAUUCAGGGAAAGGACAAUGACGUUGCAACAUCACUUGUUUCAUGGCAUAAAGAGAUAGAGGCACUUGAAUCUGAGCUCUCAGAGACCAAAGUUCUUGCACAGCAGAAAUCAUUUGAGGCUUUUACUCUUAUAGCCAAGUUUCAUGAUGCGCAGGCAACUAUAGCUGAUGCAGACUCUACAGUUAAGGCACUGGUGGAAGCGAAUGAAAAUGCAAAACUCCUAGCAGAGAAGUACAAACAAAAGGAAGCUUCUUAUAUCGUUGAAAAGAAUGACUUGCUAAAUGAGGUCAGUAGUUUGAAGAUGAUGCUGGAUGUGAAAGGACAAAAUUACCUGGAUAUGGAAAAGAAACUCGAAUCAAGCUUGCUUGAAGCAAAUGAGGUAGCUCUUGAACUGGAAGAUGGCAUCAGAUGUCUGAAGAAUUUGCUAUCGGAGAACCUUGAGUUUGUUUCUUCAGAUGUUAAAUGGAUGAAGUCAAAACUUCGUCAGUUCACAGAGUUAGCAAGAACUUGGUUGGAAGAGAACUGGUUAGAGAUAAUUGGAAAAGAUUGUGCCGUGUCUGUGUUGCACCUCUGCCAUAUGGGGAUUUUGUUGGAGAGAAUUACUGGGCUACAUGCAGAAAAUGGUUUCCUUCAGCGUGGGAUCUGUGAAUCUAAUUCUUUGAUAUCUAUGCUGAGACAGCACAAUGAUAAAGCAAAAAAUGAACUGGAGAUGUGCAGUGUUCUCAAAGGAAAAUUACUGCUUGACAUCAACCACAGUUUUGGUCGUGUUGCAAAGAAGGAACAAGAAGCAACUGAACUGAGCUCAAGACUGGAUUCUUUUGGGAAGAAAGUUCUGCAUUUGCAAGCACAAGAAGAAGCAAUGUUGGCACGCUCAGAUUCCAUUUAUAACGAGCUAUCUGCGUUGACUAAAGAGAUUGAUGCUACCAACAGGAGUUCUUUGGCAGCUGAAACCAAAGAAAAGGAAGAGCUGCACAACCAAUUGGAUGAGGCUUUGUUUCUCAACGGAAUGUUGAAGGACACAAUGCUUGAGGUUCUGAGUCUGUCUGAAGUGAACAGUGUUAUACCUGCAGAGGAUAUGAAAGGGUGCAAUGAAUUUGAGUUGUGCAGUUGGUUUGUAAACUACCAUCAUGAUUCGAUCAUGAUCAAUGCAAUUGCAAGUGAUAUUGAAUUUAUUGUUUUGGCUUCAGAAGUGGAGCAAGAAAAAAUACAACUGCAAACACAAAAUCUUAUGUUUACCGAAGUACUUGAAGGAUUGAAGACAGAAGCAACUCUGUGGAAAGUUGACCAGGAUUUGGGUAAUCUUGCAAUUUACUCUUUACAUGAGGAGAACAGUAAUACAAGGAUUGAUUUGGAGAACCUAAAGCGGAACAAGGAUGAAGUUAUGGAAAGCCUGCUUGCAACGCGUGAGGAAAAUUCAAAACUUCGACAUGUAGUUGAUUCCUUGGAGUCCAACAUCAAAUCCCUGCAAACAGAUCUAGAUGGGAAAGUCAAAGCUCUGAUGGAGUUGCAAUGCUCCCAUGCAGCCUUAUGUAAAGAGCUUGAGUCGAAAGCUGAGGUCAUUGAACUAGGAAUUUCAAGAGAAAAUGUUUUGAGGUCCGAGAAUGAUUUACUGAAACAUGAAAAGUUGGAUAUUCUGUGCAAGGACCGGAGGAUGCUUCAUUUGGUUUCUAAUAUUGAUAUGGAGAAGUUAUCGUACUCCUUCCAAGCAUAUUUGGAUCAAAUUAACACAGAAGUGGAAAAACACAUUGAUGAGCAAUUGACCACAGUGAUGAAGUUCUCCAAUGACUUAAACUUGGUUCAAUUGUCUGUUGAGGAGUUGAGCACCCAUAAUUCCUUUUUACAGUCUGAACUAGCAAGGAAAGAUGAAUUGGCAAAGGGCUUAUCAUUUGAUCUUAGCCUAUUACAGGAGUCAGCGUCGGUUGCAAAAGAUCAAGCAGAUCAACUUAUUGAGUUGACUGAAGCAAUUACCUCAUUACAACAUGAGGUUGCUUCUAAAUCACAUGAUCUUGAUAAUCUUGUUUCUGGAAGCCAACUACUAGAAGCUCAAGUCAUGAAGAGUAAUGAAAAGAUUUUGGUGCUAGAGGAGCAGCUAGCAAGUACAGUUGGUGAACGAAAUGCAGUUUCUAUGGAAAACACUGAGUUGAGAUCUCAGCUCAAUCAUAUUGAACAGAUCGGUUACUCUAUGAAAGAGGAGUUAGCCCAUAGAAGUAAUGCCACUGAAAGAAUGGAAGAAGAGUUGAUUGAGCUGAGAAAUUUACUUGAUGAAAGGAACAUCUUCCUUCAACAUUUGCAAGAUAACUUCUCCAAGCUCUCGGAUGAGAAGCAAUACUGUGACUCUCAGGUGCUUCUCUUGAGAGAGAAGCUGGAGAUGGCUCAGGCAGUGGCAGAAGAAAGUGAAGCAAUUGCUACGGAGGCCCGACAGAUAGCAGAUGAAAGGAAGACAUAUGCUGAAGAGAAGGAUGAAGAAGUCAAGCUAUUGGAGAGGUCAAUUGAGGAGCUCGAGAGUACCAUAUUUGCUCUGGAGAACCAGGUGGGCAACAUCAAGGAUGAAGCGGAACGACAGAGAACACAGAGAGAAGAAUUAGAAGUGGAGCUGCAGAGAGUCAGGCACCAAAUGUCAUCUGUACCAUCAUCUGGGAAAGUAAAGAGCUUUGGGGAAGAUGGAAUGGUUGAUUCAUCUGAUUCACUCAGUCACUCAAGAGAGAUACAUACCGAGCUACUAAGUGCUCUGGAGAGUAUCAAAAUACUUCAAAAGGAGGUUGCUGAAAAGGAAUCAGAGAUUGCUCAAUGCAAGUCGCACAUAUCGGAGUUAAACUUACAUGCUGAGGCAGCAGCUCGUGAAUAUAAGCAGAAGUUCAUGGAGCUAGAGGCUAUGGCACAUCAGGUUAAUACUGACAAUCCAUCAACAAAUGCUUGCUCCAUGAGACCGGAGAAGAUUAGCUCGAAACCUCGAGGUUCAGGCUCCCCAUUUAAAUGUAUUGGAUUGGGCUUUGUACAACAAGUGAAUUCUGAGAAAGACGAAGAUCUUAGUGCUGCAAAACAACGUAUUGUGGAACUCGAGGGCAUAGCAGCUAGUCGACAAAGGGAGAUAUUCAUGUUGAAUGCGAAAUUAGCUACAACAGAAAGUAUGACACACGAUGUGAUUCGUGAUAUGUUGGGGGUUAAGAUGAACAUGACAACUUGGGCGACACUAGUUGACAAACAGCAAAAGAUAAGCACAAAAGAGUCAGUUGCUUAUCAAACUGAAGAAUCUAAAGAGUCCAAUGAGCUAAUGAAGUUGAAGCAGCAGCUUGAUGAAUUCAUUGAAGAGAGACAUAGUUGGAUUGAUGAAAUAAACCAAAGACAAUCAGAACUUGGAGCUGCCCGUAUAACUGUAGAACAAUUACGGCAAAAAGAACAUUUUAUGGUAGCUGAAGUUGACUUGCUGAAGGCUGAGAAUGCAAACUACAAAACGAUCAUUUUUAAUCUUGAAGAUGAAGUAAAGAAGCUUACCAGAAAACAGAAUCUCCAGCUGCGAAUUAAUCACCAUGUCAAAACUAAGGAAGAGAAUGUCCUUCUGAAAAAGCAUAAUGAAGAACUAAGUGCAAAGCUGCAGCAGCUAGGGGCCGUUGUUACCCGCACAAAAGAAAAGCUUGCCCGCUACAUGGUCUCGGAUGGAAAAGAUCCACAUGAGCAGAUUGAAGAGGAAGAGCUUUUGAGGAAGAAAUUAGAGGAAAGUGAACAAGAUAGAAGCAAACUGGCAGAAAAUCUAUCGAGUCUGUGUACCAGUGUUCUAAAGGCAGCUGGAGUUAGAAACCAUGAGUCUGAAGCGAGUCUUGUGAAAGCAAUGGAAGCCCUAAAUCAACUCCAGUGCUGCAUUUCAUCCUUGGAGAGCGAGGUUGAAGAUCUUCGAAUAAAGUGCAAACUGCUGCGUGAGAAAGCUCGACUAACCAGUCUUCGGAGUGACUCGUCCUCUGCGAGCUCGGGCGCGAACGGGAGCUCCAGAUCGCCAAGCGUGUGCAGAUCUCCGAGCAUUUCGUCUUUCCGAUGAGGCGGCACAAGUGUACAUAAUACGUAGUUUGUUACUGGUUAGUCAUCAGCUAACACCUAUCGGUAGGUCUCGUACGCAUCUCCUAGUACAGUUGAAGGGAAGAUGGGAAUCUAGCAAUCUCCAUUGCUGAUGUUUGUAUCUGUUAAUCUGCAGCUGAACGAUGUACAUUCUAUUAAUGAAAUCCAUUGCAACCA